This is a messenger RNA of Lasiodiplodia theobromae, 408 nucleotides long. Its product is annotated as Exocyst complex component sec6. The coding region runs from base 1 to 408 and encodes 135 amino acids. NCBI's taxonomy places the organism in Eukaryota, Fungi, Ascomycota, Dothideomycetes, Botryosphaeriales, Botryosphaeriaceae. The transcript has a single exon. The record is from RefSeq and is a predicted model, not a curated record.
AUGCUUCCUUCCCGCCACAUUAUUCAAGAUGAAGUUAACUCUUGGUACGGCGAGGUUACGAACCUCGAUGCGCGUCUUCCCGGGCUGCGCGAGGCCUUAAAGAACGGCAGGGACGAUAUCAUGCAGGAAGUCGACCGCCUCAGCACUGAGCUCAUCCAGCUUCUUCGUGACGCCCCCCAUGCUGCUCUCAUUCGAGAACGUGCCUUUCACUUGUCUGGCCUGGGCCAAGUUCAACAGCCUGCUACGCACCCGUGGGCCGUGACAGCUCAUCCUCUCAACGUUACGCCCGCUGGCCCGGUCAAUGGCUUCAACCAGCAACCUCCUCCUUCAAGCUCACGUCAUGGUCUUCCUCCCCCCAGCGGCAUGGACGACAUCAGCCCCGACUGCUGGCGGUAUUCUGGCGGAUAA